Molecule: messenger RNA, 1347 nt
Organism: Dryobates pubescens (Downy woodpecker)
Lineage: Eukaryota; Metazoa; Chordata; Aves; Piciformes; Picidae
Product: basic proline-rich protein-like
Exons: 2
Coding region: 1-1347 (448 amino acids)
Source: RefSeq, a predicted model, not a curated record
AUGCCGCCCGGUCCCGCCAUGCCGCCCGGUCCCGCCGCUGCGCCCCCCAGGGCGGGUCGGGACCAUCCGGGUCCCUCCGCCCCCGCUCAGCCGUAUCCCGGCGCUGCUCACCCGGCGGGAGGGACCAGCGGCUCCCUGCGGGUCCCGGGUGCUCCGGUGCUGCUCCCUGCGUCCCGGGUCUCCGGUAGGUUCGCCCGGUCCCGUUGCUCCGAUGCUGCCCGCUCGGCCCCGGAGCUGGGCGGAGCAGCCCCGCUCGGACCCGCCCUCGGCGCGGAGCGGGGGGCUCCGGGCGGGGCCCCGAUGGAGAAGCGGAACCGGGGUCACCCGGUGGGUCCGCCCCUGGGCGGCUGUCCCGGCAGGGGGCCGUCCCGCGGUGUGCCACGGCACCACCCACCCCCGGUGUCCUCCCUGGGGCGUUCCGGUGCCACCCGCGGACCCCCGAAGGGUGGGCAGAACCCCGUGCCAGGGACGCGGGGGGCACAGUUUGGGAGGGAGCGGAUGGCGGCCCCUGAGUCAGCCCCGCGCCGCCCACACCCCCUCCCACGGUGCCCGCCGCGCCAGCUUGUGGCAUUUCGCUCGCCGGAGACGGUGCCGCAAACACGCCGCGGUGCCAGCGUGUGCCCGAGCCUGGCGCGGCCACGCGGGCCCCCCCGCGUGGGGCCCAUAAAUCCCCCCCACCGGCCCCCCAAGCUCCCACAGACUCCCGAGAUCCUUCGCAGACCCCACAGAGCCCCACAGAGAUCCCACAGACCCCGAGAGGCCCCACUGAGACGGCUCGGGUCCUCACAGACCCCCUCAGAUCCCCUCAGGCCCGCCGCACCCCAGCCCCGGCCGCCCCGAGGGGUGCGGCGGUCCCGGGUGGGAGCGGCGGGCGGCACCACGGACAGCGCCGGGUCGGGACCACGGACAGCGCCGGGCACGCGUGGGAGCGAGGGCUGGAGCACGCCCACUCGGGCUGUUGAAAGAUCCAGCGCCGGGCACCCGACCCCGAGGUACCCACCCGUGUGGGUACCGUGCGCCCCGUGGAUCCCCGCGGGCAUCACCGCCCCGCCACCGUGUGAGGAGGGGACGGACGGACGGGGGGGCCUCCGGCGCCGUGCGACCCCCCCCGCAACAUCCCCGCCCCAGGCCCCGUGCCCAGCAGGGGGACACCCACCACCGAGUCCCCCGUUCCCGCGGUGGGUCCCGCCGGGGUCCCCCACGUCCCUCCCCGCCGUGGGGCGGGCCGGCCCGGGAGGGGUUAAGCGGCGGGGCCGGCGGCGGGGGGCGGAGCGCGGCCGCCCCGGGAUAAGGCGCGGCGCGGGGCCGGGCUCAGCCCCACCGGAGCCGCGGGCAGAGCCGCGCUGA